Messenger RNA from Cottoperca gobio, 636 nucleotides. It is a transcript of the gene ch25hl1.2, whose product is annotated as cholesterol 25-hydroxylase like 1, tandem duplicate 2. NCBI's taxonomy places the organism in Eukaryota, Metazoa, Chordata, Actinopteri, Perciformes, Bovichtidae. The record is from RefSeq and is a predicted model, not a curated record.
AUGGAUGUUGCAGAUACCAGCGUAGAUAUUUGGAUAAGAUUCUUAGGAAACGACUCUUUGCUGCAGCCUCUGUGGGAUAGCAUGAGGCUCAACUACACAGACUAUUUGAGAUCUCCUCUCUUCCCCAUUGUUCUAACCGUGUCUUCCUACUUUGUCUUGUGCCUUCCUUUUCUGGUUUGCCACAUCGUGAGAGAAAGGUGGCCGUGGGUCCAGCAAUUCAAGAUCCAACCUAGCCGUCGUCCUGCAGCCUCUACACUGCUGCACUGUGCAGGCGUCACCUUGUAUAACCAUGCGUUUCUUGUGCUCCCAGCAUCAGUGGACAUGCCACCUGUUGACCUGCCGGACCAGGCUCCCUCCCUGCUGGAGCUGAUUGCUGGGGUGAUAAGCAACCUCCUGCUCUUUGACUUACAGUACAUCAUCUGGCACUUGAUCCAUCACAGGAUCCGCUGGCUGUAUGUAACUUUCCAUGCCAUCCAUCAUAAUUACUCAUCUCCUUUUGCUUUAGCCACUCAGUGUCUUGGCAAACACGAUGUGCACCAUCAGAAACCCAACACCAAUUUUGCACCACACUUUAGCCACUGGGAUAAAAUAUUUAGCACGCAUGCUGAUUUCAGCUUCUCUACUGCUAUGAAAUAG